Messenger RNA from Mytilus trossulus (common blue mussel), 3437 nucleotides. RefSeq lists its product as uncharacterized. Lineage: Eukaryota; Metazoa; Mollusca; Bivalvia; Mytilida; Mytilidae. The record is from RefSeq and is a predicted model, not a curated record. The transcript has 15 exons. The coding region runs from base 1 to 3396 and encodes 1131 amino acids. Gene Ontology annotation, biological process: regulation of apoptotic process. Gene Ontology annotation, molecular function: GTPase activity; GTP binding; protein binding. Gene Ontology annotation, cellular component: nucleus; cytoplasm.
AUGGAAAGUUGGGAUGAGAAACUUAGUACAGCUGCUGGGGAGGGAAAUCUUAAAGAUGUGGAAUUAUCUUUAGAAAAUGGAGCUAAUUUGGAAUAUAAAAGAGGUUAUAAUGGAUGGACAUCAUUGAUGUUUGCGGUUGGGGGAGGACACCUGGAGGUGGUGACUUACCUAGUCACUCACGGCAGUCAGUUAGAGGCCACAUCCACCUGGGGAGGAAUGACACCAUUAAUGUUUGCGGCUGGGGGAGGAUUACUGGAGGUGGUGACGUACCUGGUCACUCACGGCAGUCAGUUAGAGGCUACAGAGGAGUGGGGAAUGACAUCAUUAAUGUGGGCGGCUGAGGAAGGACACCUGGAGGUAGUGACGUACCUCGUCACUCACGGCAGUCAAUUAGAGGCCACAGACUGGAUGUAUGGAUACACAGCUUUACAUUAUGCUGCUAUGAAUGGACGGAUUGAUGUAACAAAAUUGUUAUUAGAUCAAGGAUGCAGUCCUUGGGUGAAAACAAAACAGGGUAAGACUCCUUAUGAUUUGGUAACAAUAGAAAGCCAUGAUUCUGAUGAGAUAAAAAGGAAGAAGAAAGAAGUGAUGGACUUCCUUAAGUCUGUCAUAUCAGAGAAAUCUUCAGGAGUCACCUCUGGAUUAGAGAAAGAAGAUGGUAUUGUUCCAACUGAAAUCAAAUUAAUGGCUGACAAAAGAUCUAUUGAUUUGUACCUCAAAUUACUUGAGUCAGGCUCUGAAAAAAAGAGAGACAUACGUUUAGUAGUAGUUGGGAAGAAAGGUGCGGGUAAGACAUCAUUGAUUAGAAGACUGUUUGGUGAAGACAUUACAGAUGUAACCAGUACAAAUGGAAUCGAAAUUCACAAAAUUAAAUGCAAAGCAAUGUCGGAUGAUGGUAUAUGGAAUAAGUUAGAUGAAAACUAUGAAGAAACUCAAGCAAGACUUUUAAAAGAAUAUAUGGGAAAACUUCAGGACAAAAGAACAAUUCAAGAACAAGAAGAAUCCCAAAUAGCCUUUAAGGACAACACACCAGUGACAUCUGUUGAUGAAUCAAAGAAAUCAGAGACAACAUCCAAGCAAACUAAAAUACGAAAACCUCCAACAGCAGUUGAACCUCAACCAAAACCACAAGUAACUCCCCAGCAGUCAAGCCAAUCAUCUGAACAGGCAGCAAGGGAUUUCGAAACUAUGCUUACCGCUAAGUCUAAAGUUGAUGUGCAUGACAAAGAGGAAUAUGCCACAUUUUUGCUAUGGGAUUUUGCAGGAGAUGAAGAAUUUUACCAUACACAUCAAACCUUUCUGUCCCAAGAUGCAAUGUAUCUUGUUGUUACAAAACUCAAUGAAGCUGAUGAUCCUAAUGCACAAGCUUUAUUCCGACUUUGGAUUGACUCCAUACAUUGCUACAGUAGACUGGAAGAGAAAAAUAUUAUAGCUGAUGACAAGACAACUACGUCAGAUGAUCUUGAUCCACCAGUAGUUAUUGUUGGCACAUGGAAAGACGCUGUUACCUCAGAAGCAGACACGGUUGAGGAGGCAUGCAGAGAAAGUUUGUUGGUGUACACCGAGAAUCUGGCAGAUGAUGAACGUGGACAUGUAAGGAGUGAAUACUUUAUUUCUAAUAAAGAAGAUGAUCACAGUGUAUUCCAGCAAAUACGACGAGAUAUUAUAAACUCAGCCAGAGAAAUGAGGACAUGGAACAAAGAUUAUCCGUUAAAAUCUAUACAACUGGAGCAACGACUUCAGGAAAAGAAGAAAGAGUUACCAAUUAUUACUUAUCAGGAAAUUAAACAAAUUUCUACUGAUACACCAAAGCCUUUAACUGAUGAAGAACUGAUAUUAUUUCUAGAAUUUCACCAUGAACUCCGAUCUUUAGUUUAUUUUGAAGAUCUCCCAGACAAUAUUAUUUUAGAUACACAAUGGUUGUCUGAUGCUUUUAAAUGUAUAGUAACAGCAAGGAAAUUUCAAGCUACUACUAAAAAUCAAAAAAGGUGGAAUGAAUUUUACCAUACAGGCAAAUUAAAUUAUGACGUUUUAGAAGAUAUAUUUAAAAAAGAGACAACCAUUUUGUAUGAAAACAAAGACUAUAUCCUGAAUGUAAUGGAGAAAUUUGAUAUCAUUAUACGUCCAAACAAAUCAGGUGCUGAUGUAAACCCUUACUACUAUGUACCUAGUAUGAUCAGAGCAGAACCUGAGCGUGACAUUUAUGAAAUGUUUAAUGUGCCAAAAGAUAUAUUUAAAAGAUCCACGUGGUUGUGUUUCAGAUUUAGGUUUCUACCACCACAUCUAAUGAAUCAUUUAAUUGCUUCACUGAGCAGGAAGUAUACAGUUGCAGAAGUGGUUGACAGUAAGAAGAAAAAAAGACAAAUUGCUCUUUUUAAAGGCACUGCUGUCUUUGAGUUACAACAUGAGACAACGAAAUUAAGAAAAUUACUUGUAAUGACAUGUCCAAAUGUUAUUCAGAUUCAGGUUUGGGAAUUCGGGGAAGACAUUAAAGGUGGUUUGUACAAAUACAUUGACGACUUUGUAACAGAGGAAUUAAACACAAUCAUGCAUACAAGAUUCAAGAUGUCAAAUGUAAAAUUUGAGAAAAAGUGGGAAUGUGGCCUUACUGAGCCAAAGUGUGUGACAGGAUCAAACAUGUUCAUGGAAGAGCCUAUAUAUCAAUGUGACACAUGUCAAAUUAAACACAUGUUCAUAGACGAAUGGUCAGAUCAACAAAAUAAAGCACCAUGGGUACGUCAGAGAAAACAAGUGAACUCUAAUAAAAUAAGAGAAAACGAAAGCAGAAUCAUACAGGACAUACAAAUCAGCCAAAUUUUAGACCAUAUGAUGACACAUCUGGUGAUAUCAGCAGAUGACAGACGUGAAAUUGAACAUUAUCCUCGACAAGAUGACCAGAACAAAGCAUUGCUAGAUAUUGUAAUUAAAAGGAAAGAACCUGCUUACGGUGUGUUUGUUGAUGGAUUACGUAAUUAUGGAUACGAAGAUAUUGCUAAUGAUUUGAAAUAUCAUUCACAGAAAAUGAGUCCAAGUACAACAUCAGCAUCUGCUGAAACUGAAGGCUUAUCAGCUUGGAAUGUUCCAUUAUAUAAAGUUCAAUUACAAAAGAACUACCUCAAGGUCAUCACUGAUUUACAACACGAGAACAUAGUAGAUCAUCUAAUAACAAAAGAGGUAAUGUCGGUAGAUGAUGGGAAGAAGAUAGAAUCUGGUAAAACCCCACAGGAAAAGAACAGGAAUUUAAUGGACAUGCUUUUGCGUAAAAAUGAACGGGGAUUUAAUGAAUUUCUCAAAGCCCUACGGAAAGACUCAAUUUAUGUAGAUCUAGCAGAUCAUAUACAAAAGACAGAAGUUACGAGCACAGAUAUGGCAACCCUUUAUAAAUGCUUGAAAUAAAAUAAAUGUAAUUUCUUUCAGAAAAAAACUUUACACGAGAA